AUGGAUGCUCAGCAAUUUGCGGAAUUAUUAAAAGUUCUAACCGCUAGUAAUGAUAGAAUCGUGGAACUCAUCUUGAAAAAAGACGAAAACAAAGAUGUUCCUGAGCACAACGAAAAAGCAAGGCCUCAAUCUCAAGGUUGGUCUCAAAGAGUGUCCGACUACCUAAGAAAGCAUCCAGAUUUCUUGGAAUGCUAUGUUGACCGCAACGUUAGUAUGGAGUUGCUGGAGAAAUGGAUGAACAGAAAAAAUCAGCAGCAUGAAAAGUAUGAAGAGGAGACAAAUGAAAGUCCAGAUCCAGCUCCAACUCCAAGUCUUUCAAAGUUGAAGUUUAGUGUUCACACAGACAAGCGUGAAAUGCUUCAAGAGUUAACUUCAACAGUUUUCUCAUAUCCGAGCAAAGGACACGUGUUGUCUGAGUUGGCACGCACAGUUGCAACUGCAGUGAGCGCUACAGGAUGGAGUUUGUACAUCUAUCACCCAGAAACGGAGGAGUUAUGUUCAUAUGUGUGCCAAGGAAUUAGAACAGAGAAUCCAGAAGUAGAAGCAUCUUUAGCAACUUAUGUUGCUAAAAUUAAAGAGUGUGUGAGACUGAAAGCAACUGACAAAGAUCAAAAGGUACAAGAUGAUGUCACUAUCCAGUUUGAAGAUCCCGUAAACGUACUGUGUCAUCCUGUUAUGCGGCCAGAUGGAGAAUUGUCAGGUGUUUUGGAGCUCUACAAGGAUGUAGACUCGGAGUUCUUUGAGGAAGAUGAAGAAAUUGUAAAUAGUUAUUUGGUGUGGGGAGGAAUAGCUUUGCAUUAUGCUGAACUGUAUUGCAAUAUGAUGCAGCAACGGGAACUAAACAUGUUUCUGCUUACUGUAGUUAAAUCCAUAUUUCAAGAUAUGAUCAGCAUGGAUGCAGUUAUAUUAAAAAUAAUGAUGUUUGCACGAAAACUGGUGAGCGCUGACAGAGCGUCACUGUUCUUGGUGGACGGUAAAUCGGGUGAACUCUAUGCAAGGAUCUUCGAUGUUAAUGGCUCGGAGGGCAAUUCAGAAAACUGCACCGAUAAGGAAAGUGAUCUAUCGCCAGAAGAGAUCAGAUUUCCAAUUGGCAAAGGCAUAGCAGGUUAUGUUGCGAUGACAGGGGAAUCAUUAAAUAUUCCUGAUGCUUACAACGACAGUAGAUUCAACAGGGCAGUGGAUCAGAGAACGGGCUACAAUACCAGAAAUCUCUUGUGCAUGCCAAUCUUCAUUAGAAACAGCGUCAUAGGAGUAGUGCAAAUGGUGAACAAAUCCAGUGGCUCGUUUACCAAAAAGGAUGAAGAAUCAUUUGCGACAUUUGCUAUUUAUUGUGGAUUAGCGCUUCAUCAUGCUAAGCUGUACGAUAAAAUAAGGAGGUCCGAGCAGAAAUAUAAAGUGGCGUUGGAAAUUCUCUCAUACCACAGUACUUGUAGUGAAGAAGAUAUUAACACUAUUAAAAACCUGACUUUACCAAUCGAAACAGAAACAUUAUCUCAGUUUAAUUUUUCGCCUUUAACUCUGAACUCUGAUGAGAAGGUUGUAGCUUCUAUAUUUAUUUUCUGCAACAAUUUCUACAUAACUACGUUGGAUGAAGACGCGCUGAUACGUUUUACUCUAACGGUGAGGAAGAAUUACAGACGAGUGCCCUAUCACAACUGGGAUCAUGGCUUUUGUGUUGCCAACUCAGCUUUUGCUCUCAUCAAAAGAAGUGGAGUCUUCAAACCGCUUGAGGAGCUCGCCCUAUUCGUCGCUUGCCUGUGUCAUGACCUUGACCAUCGAGGGAAAACCAACCAGUUCUUGGUGAAUUCGGCAUCACCGCUAGCUGCCAUUUAUUCUACAUCAGUGCUAGAGCAUCAUCAUUUCAACAUGACAGUCUCCAUCCUUCAGCAAGAUGGACAUAACAUUUUUCGGAAUCUAUCAUCAGUAGAGUACAAAAAGGUUUUGAACAACAUUAAAAUGUGCAUCCUUUCAACGGAUUUGGCAUUAUUCUUUCCCAACAAAGCAAAACUGACGAAAAUAAUACAAAAUAAUCAGUUUGAUUGGGGUUCGACUGAACAUAGACAUCUCGUGCAAGCCAUCACUAUGACUGCCUGCGAUUUAUGCGCAAGUGCAAAAAGCUGGGAAGAGCAGAAGCAUAUAAUAAAAGUCAUUUUUGAGGAGUUUUACGAUCAGGGUGAUAUAGAGAAGGCCCAAGGAAGGCAACCUUUAGCGAUAAUGGACAGAAGCAAAAGUCAUGAACAGCCAUCCUCACAAGUGAGCUUUCUACGAGGAAUUUGCAUCCCCUGUUACGAAUUACUGUUCUCUAUUAUACCUGAAGCGGAGCCCCUACUUAUUGGAGUCAAGGCGAACUUGAAGAUUUGGGAAGAUCUUUCUGAAAGUCAAGAUAAUGAAGAAGAAUUAGUAAAAGACGCAAAAACUGAAGAAACUACAGAAGACGAAAACCAAUAA
Uloborus diversus is the source of this 2448-nucleotide messenger RNA. Its product is annotated as probable 3',5'-cyclic phosphodiesterase pde-5. NCBI's taxonomy places the organism in Eukaryota, Metazoa, Arthropoda, Arachnida, Araneae, Uloboridae. Gene Ontology annotation, molecular function: protein binding; 3',5'-cGMP-stimulated cyclic-nucleotide phosphodiesterase activity. Gene Ontology annotation, biological process: signal transduction; negative regulation of receptor guanylyl cyclase signaling pathway. The coding region runs from base 1 to 2448 and encodes 815 amino acids. The transcript has 26 exons. The record is from RefSeq and is a predicted model, not a curated record.